Molecule: messenger RNA, 1773 nt
Organism: Marasmius oreades (fairy-ring Marasmius)
Lineage: Eukaryota; Fungi; Basidiomycota; Agaricomycetes; Agaricales; Marasmiaceae
Exons: 2
Coding region: 1-1773 (590 amino acids)
Molecular function (GO): protein binding
Source: RefSeq, a predicted model, not a curated record
AUGCUUCGCUAUGCCAGCCACCAUGCUCGCCGAAAUCUGACUGACUCCGUCUUUGACUUUUCUCAUUUCGAGGCCCUCCCCAACUCGCUUCUCCUCCAUCGACAUGCCUCUACCGCCAGAAUAACGAAGGACGCAGUCACCGACUCAGAACCCAAACGUUACAGGUCUAAACAUUAUGACUCGUUAGGGAAUACGACUUUGCCGAAGAAGCUGCUGGAACCCCAUGUUCUUUCAACCCGGCUGAAGACAUUCUGCGGCCAGGGUAAAAUUGAGGCCGCUAUAUCUGCGCUCAAGCACGCACCAUUAGAUGCACAAAAUGUACCAGUAUGGAACACGUUAAUAUGGGAGUGCAUGAAAGCGGAACGUUUCAAACAGGCUUAUGAUCUCUAUAUAGAUAUGAAGCGACGCGGUUUUGGUCCAAACACACGAACAUUCAUCACCAUGCUCAACGGGUACUCCCGCAUCGAAAAUUGGAAGAAUUAUCCAAAACAAUUGCGACACACCAAGUCCCUAUACGAGGCGUUUCAACGUCACCUUGAAUACGUGAAAGACCGCGAUCCAACGAGUGCAGAGCUUGAUAUUUCAGCCAUCGCGUCCUACAUUAGAAUAUUGGGAUGUGCAGGUCUCAACCAAGAGAUUUUUGAUGUUUGCUACGCCAUGGACUCCAGUGGGCCCCUCUCCCCGAACCACAUCAUCUUUACGGCGAUGUUUCGGGCUCUCAGCUCGACACCCGAUCCAGACACUGAUUACGUUUCGAACGCGGCCAGCGCCAAGUUGCUUUGGUCGUUAAUGUUGAAGCAUCAGAGAAAAUCUCAGUUUCCAAUUGAUGAUCAUCUUGCAUCUGCCGCUAUAUUCGCGCUUGCUCGAGGUCGUCCUACCGAUCAGAAGCUCGCCUUUGGCAUCACUCGUGAAUACUUUGGGCUUGAAGGUCCGGGCGAAACAAGGGUCACCCCAAAGCUCCAGCUCAACCCCCAAGCCUUCGCUGCUGUCCUAGCAUUGUGCCGUUUCAGUAAGAACUGGCUUCACGCCAUCCAUUUCUUUGAAAGUGUUUCCAAAGGAACAUCGUCGUCUAUCGUGGACCGCAAUCACAUUGAGACCGUCAUACAUGCCCACACAUACCUCAAAAAUCCCGCUUCGGGCCCCCUUCAAGCACUGGAAUGGCUACUUGAUGAACACAUCUCCCAACAUCGAGAUGCACGACUCCGACCCACGCACUCCACGUUCAUGUCAGUUUUGCACGCCUGCCAUGCAUCAUCUUCCAACGAUGACUGGCGGUGUGCUACUCGUACGUUCGACUUGAUGACGGGCUAUCACUGUCAUGACUUCAUGGAUGGAUCUGUUUCCGAUAAUCCCAGAUUCGACCAACGAUCUCCAGGUCGCAAUAUUCAACCGACAGCAGAAAGUGUUUCUUUGAUGCUCCGAAUCGCCCUUGCCAUCCAGAAUUGUGCCCACAUCCGACAAGUUUUACGGCUGACCCACCAUAUUGGGCUGCAAAAGCUGUGCUUGCAGGAGAAAUCAGUGGAGUCGAAGAAAGAUAGGGAGUUUUAUUCGUUGAAGCUUGCGGACGGUGUUGUUUCCGCCGUCGACGAUAUUCUGGCAGAUAACAAGGGGAAAGACCAACCUCAUCAAGAGGACAUUGCGCGUUGGAUGGAUCUCAAGGGCGACGCCAACCAUAUUUUGGAAUCCCAGUUCAAGGUCAAAGGUGGCCUCCUACGGACAAUUAGGGUGAAAGAGAAAGAUCGUGAUAGAAGAAUAAGGUCCAGAAAACCCUAG